AUGCUGGAGAAGGGGAAGGGGAGGAAAAAAAAAAUCCCUUCACAUCCCCAGCUCAGCCAUCCACCGCCAGCCAGCCGCACUCAGGACAAUAACACAGCUGGGGAUGCUGCACGGCCACCAGCCGCUCGCCACCUCUCCCACAGCCUGCUGCCCGUGAGCGGAGAGACAGCGAGGGGGGGACUCGCCCAGGGCUGGCGUUUGCCUUUCCCUCCAGAGCUUCGCCUGGAUCCGCGCAGGGCUGCGAGCCAGAGGGUGAGGCAGCCAGGGGAUUGCAGAGGCUGGGAAAAUGGAGAGAAGAGGAAACGUCAGAUCGAGAUCGAAAAUAAAAGACGGCAGCUCGAAGACGACAGACGCCAAUUACAGCACCUAAAGUCCAAGGCUCUGAGGGAGAGGUGGCUGCUGGAAGGAGCCCCGUCGUCCGCCUCCGAGGAAGACGAGGCCAUGAAGAAGCAGAUGCAGGAAGACGAAGUGAAGACCAAGGAGCUGGAAGAAACCAUCCAGAGGUUGGAGAAGGAGCUGGAGAUUCUGGAGAACGGGGACUCGGCGCCUCCCACCAAGGAGAAGCUGGGGAAGGAGGUAGCGGUGACAGCAAAGGAGGAGAAAGCAGCAAACACACAGAAGACUCCGCUGGGCACAACUAAAGCGGAGCAGAAGAUCUCCAACAGCCCCAUGAAGUCGGUGGAGGGCACUGACAUGAUGAAGGCAGCCAUGUACUCAGUGGAGAUCACAGUGGAGAAGGACAGAGUAACUGGCGAGACCAAAGUCCUAUCCAGCACCACCCUGCUCCCCAAGAAUCAUUGCCUGCAGGGGGUCAAGGUGUACGAGGAUGAGAUGAAAGUGGUGCACGCGGUCCACAUGGAGGAUGGCGCCAUCGAGAACGGGGUGCACCCUCUCAGCUCCUCUGAGGUGGACGAGCUGAUCCACAAGGCAGAUGAGGCAAACCUGAGCGAGGCCUCCCGGAGGGACUCCAAGACCAAGGAGCGCGAAGAGGCCAAGAAGGGGGGUCCCGGGAGCAACCUGCCCAGCCAGAAGACCACGCCCCGGAAGGAGAUCACUGGGGUGCAAGCCAAGCCAGUGGACAGCCCAAGAAUCCUGGCCUCCGGUGAAGGGGCAGAGCCUAGCAAAGAGCAGCCGGUCACCAUGAUCUUCAUGGGCUACCAGAACGUGGAGGACGAGAACGAGACCAAAAAGGUGCUGGGCCUGGGGGGCACCAUCAAGGCCGAGCUGGUGGUGAUCGAAGAUGCCGACAACAAGCCAGCAGCGGCUGGAGCGGCAGACUGCACGGGCAAGGACCACGCCCCGCCCAACGGCAGCACCGUGGAGCCUGUGGCCGCCCUGCCGCAGAAGGAAGACGGCCAGGUCGGGGAGAAGCCAGGGGCCAACGACACGGAUCCCAAGGGGGCCGAUCAGGACCUAGACAUGAAGAAACACCGUUGCAAAUGCUGCACGGUGAUGUGA
Molecule: messenger RNA, 1458 nt
Organism: Emys orbicularis (European pond turtle)
Lineage: Eukaryota; Metazoa; Chordata; Testudines; Emydidae
Gene: PALM
Product: paralemmin
Biological process (GO): regulation of cell shape
Cellular component (GO): plasma membrane
Source: RefSeq, a predicted model, not a curated record